GUGGAGACAGUUUAAGAGCUUUCUUACAACUUAGAUAUACUGCGGUGCACUUUUGACCUCUGUUGUCAUUCAUACAGACCUUGAUUUAGAGUUCCUACUUACCUAGUCACAGCAACAAUGGCUUCUCUCAGCACCCUCAUGCCCCCACUUGACAAUGGGCUCCUGCCUGCGUACCUAAUGUUGGUAUCCGUUCUCGCUAUCGGCAACGCCUUGCAGAACUUCACCACUCUUCACUACAGCCGGCGUAUCUACAAUGGCCUUUUUGUGUCCAACCCCACGCUAAAGCGCAAGGAGCGUACCGAUGAGAACCCAAGGCAUAACCCUGAGGACAGCAUCAACAAGCUCGUCCCUGCAUCGAGCACCGGAAAGGACGUCGAGAAGGCCAACGACCAACUCACCCCUCUUGCGGCCCGUUUGUUUGCGGUGUGGACGCUCAUCACUGGCGUUGUGCGUCUGUAUACCGCCUACGACGUUUCCAACCCGGCCCUUUACCAGCUGUCGGUUCUUACGCACUUCCUCGCCGGUGGACACUUCCUUUCCGAGCUUCUUGUCUUCAAGACAUGCCGCCCAAGUGUUCCCGUCCUCUUCCCGAUCUUUGCCGGAUCGACUGGAUUUAUCUGGAUGACCCUGCAGUACACCCACUACGUCGGUCCUUUCACCCUGCCAUUGUUCAGGUAAUUUCAUUAAGCAGGAUAUGGUUUGGAGGAAAGCGCAUGCUCCAUGAAAACAUUCUCGAAUCAUAUGGUUGAGCGUUCGCAGAGGUUGGCUCGGCACAGCAUUAGACUUGCGGUACAACUCUCCGUCGCAGGCCCUCAAACGAGCCGCGGCUUGCUCCGGGGUAAUGUCGCGCUGAGGCUCGGCUAAAAGCUCAUAUCCCACAAGGAACUUCUUCACGGUAGCUGAGCGAAGCAGCGGCGGGUAGAAAUGCAUAUGGAACCAGCUGCUCUC
Molecule: messenger RNA, 948 nt
Organism: Pyricularia grisea
Lineage: Eukaryota; Fungi; Ascomycota; Sordariomycetes; Magnaporthales; Pyriculariaceae
Exons: 3
Coding region: 118-678 (186 amino acids)
Cellular component (GO): endoplasmic reticulum; membrane
Molecular function (GO): protein-macromolecule adaptor activity
Source: RefSeq, a predicted model, not a curated record